GAGCGGAGGUUGGAUCCAUUGAAUUUUGACGCUAUAACCCAACUCUGCAAGGAUACGAUGACAAUUUGAAUGAGAAACCCCUUCAUUUUGUGCACAACCAUCGAAAGAAGGGCUUAUGUGCUCCUCGCCGCUUGAUUUCCGACUCGGGGUGCUCAGUGUUGUCGGGGAAGAGUCCGUUUCAGCUGCACUGCAUCAACAUGGGUGUGAUCGGUGUGCAGCUGGUGGUUACCAUGGUAAUGGCCAGUGUAAUUCAGAAAAUCAUACCUCAUUAUUCCUUCGCAAGAUGGCUACUCUGCAGUGGCAGUCUGCGGUGGUAUCAGCACCCUACGGAAGAUGAGUUGAGGAGCUUAGCCGGGAAACAAAAAGGACAGAAGAGGAAAGACAGGAAGUACAACGGUCACAUAGACAAUAAGCCGCUAACAGUUCCCAAGGACAUAGACUUACAGCUGGAGACGAAAUGCAUCACAGAAGUCGACACGUUAGCAUUGCACUACUUCCCGGAGUUCCAGUGGCUGGUGGAUUUCACCGUAGCUGCUACUGUGGUCUAUCUGAUAACAGAGCUCUACUACAGCGUGGCUCAGGCCUCAGGAGAGAUGAACAUCAGCGUGGUCUGGUGCCUGCUAGUGCUCGCUUUUGUCAUUAAGACCCUUUUCUCUCUAACGGCGCACUACUUCAAGCUGGAGGAAGGAGGCGAGCGUUCACUCUGCAUUACUUUUGCUUUCUUCUUUUUUGUCAAAGCCAUGGCCAUUCUCAUUGUCACCGAAAACUACCUGGAGUUUGGUCUGGAGACAGGCUUUGCAAACUUCUCUGACAGUGCUCUACACUUUCUGCAGCACCAGGGCUUAGAGUCCCAGGGUCCCAUAUCUAAACUCACCUUCAAGCUGAUCCUGGCCCUGCUCUGCUCCCUGAUUGGAGCAUUCCUAACUUUCCCUGGUCUACGAUUGGCCCAGAUGCACCUGGAUGCACUCAAUCUGACCACAGCCAAAUUUACACAGACUCUGCUUCAUAUCAACUUCCUGUCCCCUCUUAUCAUGGUCCUGCUGUGGGUGAAGCCCAUUACCAAGGACUACAUAAUGAACCCCACUCUGGACAAGGAGAGUGUGCCUUUGAUGACGGAGCAGACGUAUGAUACCUUGCGGUUAUGGACCAUCAUACUGAUGUGUAUACUCCGGCUCGCUAUGAUGAGACAUCAUUUGCAGGCCUACCUCAACCUGGCCCAGAAGGGUGUGGACCAGAUGAAGAAGGAAGCAGGACGGAUAAGUACUGUUGACCUGCAGAAGAUGGUUGCACGUGUUUUUUACUACUUGUGUGUAAUCGCACUACAGUAUGUGGCGCCGCUGGUGAUGCUGCUGCAUACGACUUUGCUGCUAAAAACCUUAGGUGGACACUCCUGGUGGGUCUAUCCUGAAGAAGACCUUCCUUGCACCCAUGAAAUGAACUCUGUGAUGGGGGCGGCACCAACGGCAGCCCCGACACCAGCUUCAGUGGUGGAAACGGGAGCCCGGGCGUCGGUAGCCCAGCUGUCAGUGGCUCUGGGAGGCCUGCGGACUGUCUUCAGCCCCUUGCUUUUCCGGGGCCUCUUCUCCUUCUUUGCUUGGUGGAUUGCCGCCUGCCUCUUCUCCACCUCCCUCUUUGGCCUCUUCUACCAUCAGUAUCUCAUGGCGGCAUAGCAUCACCAGCCCAGCAGUGGCAGCCAGACCCCCUCAGUGCUCCUGCGUGUUCGGGCCGAUCGGAAAGGACUGAGCCGGGGCAACAGAGGCCUAUUUAUGACUCUGCUCCACAAGUCCUCCUUUCCCUCCUCCCUCCACUGACCACCUCGCAGUGACUGAGCAUAUCAUCCGAGCUCCUGGUUCAACUUCCAGUGCUUCCACCACAGUUGACUCUGUGAACUCGUCAUUGUUUUUACUACAACAACGACCACUACCUUUUUAUUUGGAGAGCAGGAUUUAUAAACCUUAAUAACAGACAGACUAAAGUAUGAGUGAGAAUAAUAUUAAUCCGUGUCAGAGGUGUCACGCCACCGUAAAGAGAAAUUGUUCCUGUUUUCUGUAUGAAAUUUGAAUGACUUGAGGUAAAAUACUGUAUCUCAGAUGCCGAUUUCAAUUAAUUCUGUAUGUUGAAAUGUGGUGUGGCAGUUCGGUUCCACCAGUUUUCGAUCCAUCAACAUCUCCAGAUUCAGCCCUAAAUGCAGACUCUUACAGCUUCAUGCACGUCCAGAUUUCAGGUUGUUGUCUUGGCUCCUAUAAACCAGUUUUGAACAUGAAUUAUUUUACAGACUUAUCCAGGAAAAACAUCUGGAGUUACUCUUCAUCACUAAAUACAUGCUGUUAAUUUUUUUUGGUUGGUGCUUAUUUGCCCGGCCUUGUCUUAAAGAGUCAUGCAGCUAUCUAUAUUCCAGUAGGCAUCAAAGUUCAUGAUACUGCUAAUUUCUAACAGUGAGAGAUUGUACAGAAGCGACAUUUAGGUCACAGAAUAUCACUGAAUCUGAAGAUGUUCAUGGAGGCUUAUGUAUGACUUCAUAUAUAAGCAUCAUAUUGUUUUUCCUCGUCUUUUCCUGCGUUUCGGGGGAGCUGAUAACUGCCAUGCAUGUGCCCCGUGUUCGUCUUUUGAUCAAAACUUUCAAAUGUGUGCUCAAGCAAAACAGCUUGUAUUACUCAAGUGUCUGAAUUCCAUUGCCACGGACCACAAAAGUGUCAGAGUCUUAAAGUUUUGCGGCAAGGACCAAUGCGUCUCUGUUUGCAGGAGGAGGAGGAGGAGGAGGAGGGAGGAGCAGCCUGUGGAUAUUCGCAGAAUGGCUGGUUGGGUAGAGCUGCCAUGCAGCUAACCAGGGUGAAGAGAGUGGACAAGAAGAAGAAGAAAAGUAGUACCUGCAGAGGAGGAAGAGGAGGUGUGGAGACAUCUCAUUGACUUGAAGCUGAUGUAUUUAAACGUGUCUAAUUGAAGUUGCCAUCAAGGACAAACGGGAGGCGAUCCGACAGAUUUGUGAUGUUUCAUGUGCGUUGUGACCUCCCUGGUUUUAUCUGAGCCAUUUUAGAAGCUAGGAGAGAAUCUGAAGCUCUUUUUUUCGGAGCAGCAGCAGCGAUGAUUUAAAGGGAGGGCAGCACUUGGGGCUCAGUCCAGGUAUGUGCUUGUGUCUGUGUGUCUGUCUGCAUGUGUAAGAUCUCUGCUCUGGGUCAGCUGUAAUCUGAAAGGGCAUUGUGAUCAAGAGGAGAUGAUGUCAACUACUGUUGAUAAGAUACCGCCUUUAUGUUCUGCUUUCCUUUUUUUUAAAGUCUUUCUCCCAUCCUUUGCUUUUAAACUCAUUUGAGAACAAUCUUUUUUUUUUUUUUUCCUUUUUCUUACGGAUCAAAUGGUGAAUUUGUAAAAGUUAAGUUUUUUUUUUUAAAUGGUGCCAAGUGAGUGUGUCCCCCUGUCCCAGUGUCUGUAGAUUUGGUGUCUGCCAGCGUCAUCUGGACUACAACUCUGCGGCCUUCCGUUUUCUGUCGAUCCAUCUCGAUCAAGAGAAUCACAAGCUCUGGUACACAUAACAGUACUCACAGUGUCUCUGCAUACUGUGAUUCUUCGGUGGGUAAAUGUACGCACAAACAAUCAUCGUGCUCGUGAAGCACUGGCCCAAUAUGAUUGUCCAGCCUAUUCAGGAAUGUCGGGUACGCGGCGCCGGACCACACAAUCUGGUGGCUUCUCAUUCUGUCGUUUAUUAUAUCAUAGCGCUGUGAUUUGUGGAUUCCAGCUCUGUGAGUUUUGUACAGAAAACAUUUUACAGAGUCGAGCAGCACCAUAUCACAUUUUUACGGUCCUGAUGUUGAGAGUUUUCGGUUGCGUCUGUUUUAAACGAUGGGGCAUAUGCACAUAAUGAAUGUAUCAAUCCUGCCUAAUUUCUAGAUUGUUUUCAUGAAAGUGAUUUGUACGGUGAGUUGAUUUAACACCCCCCCCCCCCCCAUCCCCGCACUUCCUCUACUCAUUUUUCGUCUACUACCAUCUCUUAAAUCUACCUUUCUUUCAAACAAAAUCUAAUUUGUCCUAAUGACUAUUUUUAUUGAUUAUCUUUGUUUUUGUAUUUAUUACACAUGUCGAGGCCUGUAAACAUUUCUAAUUUUAACAGCAAACACUUUAUUUUGUUAUUGGAUUAUUGGAGUGCAUGAUGGCUGAAGUCGGUUUUAAAAACGUGUUUGACAAAUCAUUUACAGAUUAACCUUUUUUUUUUUUUUUUUUGGUAAUGUCUGGUCCGUUAAGAAGUAGCUGGGAUACUCAGAAUUCAGUGGCCUAACGAGGCAUUGUUUCUUCUGUUUGCGACCACUCGAAGGGUUUCUUAUUCAUUGUUGGGUUCACAAAGUAAAUUACACACAUUGUUGUUCUUUCAUGUAUUUAUUUCUGCUUUAGAUUUUGUCUUAAAUAAAUUAUGUUCUUUACUAUGUCCUUUUUUUGUUUUAAUCCUUGUGCACCAUUGUCUUCAUGCAUGGCUUUAACAGUUGCGCAGCAGGGAGAUGGAUUCGUUUGCGAAGCUUUGGAUGCGUUUGUGACCUACUGGUAAAUUCAAAGCAAGGAUCUAUCCAAUGUAGAAGCAUGUUUUUUUUGUUGUUUUAUUUUUUUGCCAGCUUGCAGUCCCGGAGAAGCAGAAAUCUCGGAUGGAUUUAUUGGUCACACUCAUUAAAUGCUGCAGAUGACUAAAGAGAGAAACUGAGGUUAGAUAUUUAAUAGCUCCAUAUUCACUUUGAGUUUUGUAGGGCAAUAAAUUACCAAAACGACAGUCAGUAUUCCUGUUGAAGCUUGAUGAUAUAUGCUCCCUUACAAGAGAAGAACUUCAAAAAUGAUGCCUCACCAAAGACUGUUUGUGAAAAAGUCGACAGACUCCGUCUGUCUCUGCUUCCUCACUCUCAUUCUCUCCUUCCCUCCAAAUCAUGCCAAGACGAGUAAAAGUCCUUGAAAUGGGGUUGAGAACAAAAAGCACAUUUUUUGGCAUUUGCGUCGGA
Messenger RNA from Chelmon rostratus (copperband butterflyfish), 4970 nucleotides. It is a transcript of the gene tmem161b, whose product is annotated as transmembrane protein 161B. The record is from RefSeq and is a predicted model, not a curated record. NCBI's taxonomy places the organism in Eukaryota, Metazoa, Chordata, Actinopteri, Chaetodontiformes, Chaetodontidae. The transcript has 12 exons. Bases 198 to 1670 code for a protein of 490 amino acids.